Molecule: messenger RNA, 1324 nt
Organism: Octodon degus (degu)
Lineage: Eukaryota; Metazoa; Chordata; Mammalia; Rodentia; Octodontidae
Gene: Spesp1
Product: sperm equatorial segment protein 1
Exons: 2
Coding region: 128-1198 (356 amino acids)
Biological process (GO): acrosome reaction; fusion of sperm to egg plasma membrane involved in single fertilization
Cellular component (GO): acrosomal vesicle
Source: RefSeq, a predicted model, not a curated record
GCCUGGCGCCCCAGGCCCUGAGGUGGGACGCUCGGCCGCUGACACCCUCCCCUUUCGACCCUGCAGUACCCGGCCUGGUGGCUCCAGGAAGUUCCCGGCGCAUGGCCGAGUGCUGUGGACUACGCCCAUGAAGUCCGUUAUCCUCCUAGUCGCGCUGUUGCUAUGGCCUGCGUCCUCGCCGGCGUUUCCGGUGUACCGGAGCUUAACUGUGUCACCCAGUGAAGAAAAAAACUUGAAUCACUAUGUGCAAGUUUUAGAGAACCUCAUAUUGAGCGUCCCCACGAAGGAGCCCGACGGGGAGGUGCUGAUACCCUCUCCGAACAAUCUCUACUCUCCAGAUCCGGCCGUGUCAAGACUGAAGGCCCUCAGCACGCUCGGAGAUGCUGCAACUCAGGACGGCGCUUCCACCAGCGGGUACAGCAUGGCGGUCCCUGUGACUGGACCCCCGCCGAGGACAGAGACCGCGCAGCCUACUGAGAGCACGGCCUUUUGGUCCAUCAGACCCAACAACAUCUCUGUCGUUCUGCGCACAAAAGAACCUUACAUUGAACAUGAGCCGGAGCCAGAGCCAGUCAUGAAGCGCACGGAGGCCCCGAGGAGGUCAUCCUCGUCCUCCACCAGGUUCUCCACGCCCCCUCCCACCACCACCGCGCCCAUGAGCACAGACUCGGAGUUCUCCACGGAGUCCGAAGAUGUCCCCCAGCUCUCGGGCGAGGACCUCGGAGAGCCAGUUGAACAUCAUUCACAGUCUAUGAGCAAUGAUGACAUUUUGAGAGCAAUCUCAGCUAUCCAGUCCCAGCUGCAGCAGGCGCCCCUGGGUGACAAGAACGACCCUGAGUAUAAAGAGCUCGUGGAGAGCUCCGAGGAAAGCCUGAGACGAAGUCUUGCUUUGGCAGCAGCUGCAGAACACAGAUUGGAGAAAAUGUAUGAAUCUCACGUCUUUCCUGAAGGACAAACCAGUAAGGGGACGUACGACAUUGGAACUGUCAUUAACAUGCUAUAUAAUUCUAGAUCUAAAUUAUCAAAAUAUUUAGAUAUGAAAUAUGUUCCACCAGAGAUGAGAGAAAAGGCGAGCACAGUAUUCAAUACGUUGAAAAACAUAUUAUGUGUAGGUCAGGAAGACACUCCCAACCUUAUUAGGAAGUUAUUAAGAAAGCAUAUACCAAUGUUGGGCCAGGGCGACAGCUCAGCAGUAUAGCGCCGACCUGGCAAGAGUAAGGUCCUGAGUUCAAGUCCAGGUACCAAAUUUAAGCAAACUAUGUUCACUACAGGAACACAAUCAUCUUAGUGAUUUCUAAAGUUGUAUAUUUUCUAAUAUAGUGCA